Messenger RNA from Marmota monax (woodchuck), 1160 nucleotides. RefSeq names its product mediator of RNA polymerase II transcription subunit 15. The coding region runs from base 123 to 491 and encodes 122 amino acids. Lineage: Eukaryota; Metazoa; Chordata; Mammalia; Rodentia; Sciuridae. The transcript has 5 exons. Gene Ontology annotation, molecular function: transcription coregulator activity. Gene Ontology annotation, biological process: regulation of DNA-templated transcription. The record is from RefSeq and is a predicted model, not a curated record.
CCAAGGACCGGCGGACGUGUUCCGGGUUUGGGCCUGGCUCUACGGUAGAGGCGGCAGCAGCAGCAGCGGCGGCGGCGGAGGAGGAGGGGUGAGACGCAGUUUGUGGGAACUGGGUUACCGGCAUGGACGUAUGGGGGCAGGAAACCGAUUGGCGGAGCGCCGCCUUCCGGCAGAAGCUGGUUAGUCAAAUUGAGGAUGCCAUGAGGACAGCUGGUGUGGGCCACAGUAUAUCUAGCAAGGAUAUGGAGAACCAUGUAUUCCUGAAGGCCAAGACCCGGAACGAACACCAACCGCCCGAGGCCGCUAACCGUUCCACCCGUUGUCGUCUUCCGGGGCUUCGCUCACCUUCCAGGACGGUUCCGGUCUUUGUUGGCCAAGACAAGGAUGAAUACCUUUCCCUCGUGGCCAGGCUCAUUAUCCAUUUUCGAGAUAUUUGUGUCUUUGGUGUUUUAGGGUUAUCACGUGGUGCACCUGCUUCUUGGAAUCCAUAGAAGCCCUCCAACAGGACAUCUGGCUGAUUCCCCCCAUUUGCAGGGACAAAAAUUGGAUCGAGACUACCCAAGACCUAUGGCUUCAAGGAACUUUCAUCGAUUUCGGCCCCAAGGAAAUUCACAUCUUCAGUGCCCUGGCCUUUACAGCUAUGCUUCUCUUGUCCCCACACCCUGACCACCCCUCCCUUCCUUCACACUUGUUGUCCCUCUCCAGCAGUAAGUAGCCAGAAAAUCUCAUUGCCCUGCUCCCAACACAAAAACAAACAGGGAGGAAUGUUGGGUAUUUGGAAGACCCCCCCGCCAAAGUUAAGUUUCCUCUCAGGAGAACAACACGGGAUCAUUUACCCCUACCCCUCCUCUCCAAAGGGCGCCAAGCCAAAGAGCACCAAAUUCAAAGGUUUUCUUGACCAAUCCCCACAGGACCCAGUGUCUGCUUGCUAUUCCUGAGUCACCCUGCCAAUCAGCACCUGCCAUGUCACCUAUACAACCCUUCUUAAGCCAAAGCUUGCAAGCUCUCUGCCUUCUUCCACUCUUACCUCUUCCUCUUCUUUCUCUCUCUCCCUGCUCUCUGGUCUAUUUCUCUCUGCUCUCCUCUUCUCUCUCUGCUCUCUGCCUCUCCUUUUCUUCCCCUUCGGACAGCCCCCCAAUAAAGUCUCUUGGUUGAAUCUG